This is a messenger RNA of Salvia miltiorrhiza (redroot sage), 985 nucleotides long. Its product is annotated as 1,4-alpha-glucan-branching enzyme 1, chloroplastic/amyloplastic-like. Lineage: Eukaryota; Viridiplantae; Streptophyta; Magnoliopsida; Lamiales; Lamiaceae. The record is from RefSeq and is a predicted model, not a curated record. The coding region runs from base 17 to 478 and encodes 153 amino acids. Gene Ontology annotation, molecular function: cation binding; 1,4-alpha-glucan branching enzyme activity. The transcript has 4 exons. Gene Ontology annotation, biological process: starch metabolic process. Gene Ontology annotation, cellular component: cytoplasm.
UCUUUAAUGAACUUCAAUGUAUAUCCAGGGUGAUGCAGAGUAUUUGAGAUAUCAUGGAUUGCAAGAAUUUGACCGAGCGAUGCAACAUCUUGAAGAAAGAUAUGGUUUCAUGACAUCAGAGCAUCAAUACAUAUCCAAGAAAGAUGAAGGAGACAGAUUAAUUGUGUUUGAGAGGGGUGACCUAGUCUUCGUUUUCAAUUUUCAUUGGAGUAGUAGUUAUUUAGAUUACCGGGUAGGCUGCUUGAAGCCAGGAAAAUACAAGGUUGUCUUGGACUCAGAUGAUCCACUAUUUGGUGGCUUCAACAGAAUUAGUCACGAUUCGGAGUAUUUUACUUUUGAAGGGUGGCAUGAUGACCGACCUCGUUCAUUCUUAAUCUAUGCACCUUCGAGAACAGCAGUGGUGUAUGCAUUGGUAACAGAUGAAGCGAAACCUGUUGAUGUAGUUGUUGAUGCUGAAACUAGUAUUAGCGGUGUCUAGCUUUGUGGUUGAGGAGUUAGUGAUUCUGGCUUACGACUCCACCUCCCUCCCCUAUUCUGUCCACUGCAACUAUCUGCGGCGCUCAAACCCUUGAAGAAGCAAAAACAAAGUCGAAAAAGAAUGGAAACACAAGGAGCUAACCAGGUAUAACUUAAAUCUACCAGUGGCUAUCUCAAUAUUGUCCGAGUAAUAAAAGAUCCAGCGUCUUUGUGUAUGGGAUUCUCUACUUGGGUUUUUCCAUCACAUCUAGGAGGAAAUUAUGCAUCUCGCUUGGCGCUUGUAAUGAAUUCAGACUGAAAAUUCCGACAACGAUGCAUAUCAUCUCCAUGUAUAUUCCUUCGUAUUCGUGGGUUUGAUGAUGAACACUCUUGGUUAGCACAUACUAGUAUUUAUGCUGUAGCUGCUCCUCUUUAAAGCCUGAGUUAUACUAAAUAAUAAGAGCCUGCCGAACUAAUGUUUUUUUUUCUAAUGUCGAACAUGAAUGAAAUAUCAUUUUCGGUGGCUCAA